Candidula unifasciata is the source of this 175-nucleotide messenger RNA. The record is from the annotation of a GenBank genome assembly. NCBI's taxonomy places the organism in Eukaryota, Metazoa, Mollusca, Gastropoda, Stylommatophora, Geomitridae.
AUGUGUUUGUGUGGUUAUUUGAUACUUGCUGAUACAGCCAACACUUUGAGCGAGUUUGCACAGACGGUUGAGGUUUACGUGGACAACGUUCACAGACCUGGAUACAUCCUGCACCUUGUCCAUCACUCUAACUAUUGGGGCAACUAUGAGCCUAUGGACGGAGGUGAGUCUUCUC